AUGUCAACCUUCACCAUUUCUAACAACGGCGCCGCCUCAUGGUCACUCCCCCAGUUCAACACUUCCCACUUUCCUCACUCCUCACCCAUCAUUUUCCGCCACUCCCUCAUCCACGCGCGCGCCUUCAGAAUCCAGUGCGUCCCCUCCGAACCCCUCCUCCCAUUGCAACAAAUCACACAUGAUCAACCCUCUUUGGGUGGCGGUGGAGACGGCGGCGGAGGUGACGGUGACACCGGCGACGGUGGUGGAGGAGACAGAGACGGAGGAGGAGAUGAAGAGUUUGGACCCCUUUUGAAUUUUGAAGCGGUUAUGAGAGAAUCGGAAGCUCGUGGCGUGAAGCUGCCUCCGGAUAUGGUGGAGGCCGCCAGGAUCAUCGGCAUUCGGGAAAUGUUUCUUCUUCGUUACUUGGAGUUGCAGGGUUCGUCUUGGCCUCUAUCUUUUCUGAUGCAGCAUUGUUCCAUGCUGAGAAAUCGAAUGCUCGCGGACCCUUCAUUUCUUUUCAAAGUUGGAACCGAGAUUGUUAUAGACUCUUGCUGUGCAACAUUUGCAGAGGUUCAGAAAAGGGGCAAGGAUUUCUGGGCUGAAUUUGAGUUGUAUGCUGCUGAUCUUCUGGUUGGAGUGGUUGUUGACAUUGCUUUGGUGGGUAUGUUAGCACCCUAUGCUCGAAUUGGCAAGCCUUCUCUGUCAAAAGGUUUACUUGGACAAAUUCAACAUGCUUGUGCUGCUCUUCCUAGCAGUGUUUUUGAAGCUGAAAGGCCAGGAUGUAAAUUCUCUGUGAUGCAGCGCAUUGCUACAUACUUCUACAAGGGUGCAUUGUAUGGAUCGGUUGGAUUUGGAUGUGGUAUUAUUGGUCAAGGAAUUGCAAACAUGAUCAUGAAUGCCAAAAGGAGCAUUAAGAAAUCUGAAGAUGACAUACCCGUGCCUCCUCUUCUGCAAAGUGCUGCUCUUUGGGGAUUCUUCCUUGCUGUGUCAUCCAACACCCGUUAUCAAAUUAUCAAUGGACUAGAAAGCCUUGUUGAAGCAUCUGUGGUGGCAAAGAGGGUCCCACUUGUGGCAAUGGCAUUCACUGUGGGUGUGCGAUUUGGCAACAACAUCUAUGGUGGCAUGCAGUUCGUUGACUGGGCCAAAAGGAGUGGAGUACAAUGA
Molecule: messenger RNA, 1146 nt
Organism: Sphenostylis stenocarpa
Lineage: Eukaryota; Viridiplantae; Streptophyta; Magnoliopsida; Fabales; Fabaceae
Source: the annotation of a GenBank genome assembly